Lasiosphaeria miniovina is the source of this 385-nucleotide messenger RNA. RefSeq lists its product as uncharacterized. The coding region runs from base 50 to 349 and encodes 99 amino acids. The record is from RefSeq and is a predicted model, not a curated record. NCBI's taxonomy places the organism in Eukaryota, Fungi, Ascomycota, Sordariomycetes, Sordariales, Lasiosphaeriaceae. The transcript has a single exon.
CAGGCGAGACAGAACCAAUGAGAAUUUUCUAACAGCAACAAAAAAUAUCAUGCACCGGGGUAACGAAAUGAGCCGUCGUUAUGGAGCUGAUAUUUACAUCGUAUUGCGUCGUAAAGGUCGCUACUACGGUUACUGUUCCACUCAGGAUACCUCUUUCCCAACACCACCUAUAGAAAUUGUAUGGAUGCCAGAGUCCGAAGCCUGCCGAAUACUUACUUUAAACAGGAUAAAACUUACCCUUUGCCAGUUAGAAGAACGCCGGCGAGCUUUGAGCGACAAAAGUGCAAGUCGUCUGAGGUUGAGGCAGCUAAGGAACUGUCAGAUAGCAACCAAUUCUAUAGUAGGGUAGUACAUAAUGACAAGGAAACUUCAAGGCCAUAUAUGG